AUGAGGAGAGAUGCCUGUGGUGAACCACCAAAAUUCGAAACUAUGAAGCUCAAGGGUAAACCUAAAAAAUAUUAUGAGGUUGGGGAGAAAAUAUAUUAUGAGUGUCUUCCAGGACGCAUUACUGUGUUUCCCGUCAUGGCUUAUUGUGAGCAGAAUCACUCGUGGUUCCCUCUCCAAGAAGCUUGUAUGAAAAAAGAAUGCGAUUGGCUAGCACUUCAACAUGGUGAAGUUGUUGCCCCAAAUAAAACCUUUUCGUUUGAUCACGAAGCUCACUUUUAUUGUGAUGAGGGUUAUUACUUAGUUGGGCAACAAGUUAUAGUUUGUAACCUUCGUGGAAAUGACGUGUAUUGGAGUGAUAACCCCCCACAAUGUAAAAAGAUUUACUGUCAACCGCCUGCAAAAAUAAAUAACGGAAAAUACAGCAAUAGCCACAGAACUAUAUUUGAAUAUAAUGAACUAAUAACUUACAGUUGUAAUCCUUCACAAGGAUCAGACGAAUUUUCACUUGUUGGAGACAGCAAACUUAUUUGUGUUGGGAAUAACAAGUGGAGUAGUGACCCUCCUCAAUGUAAAGGUAAUGAUGUUUCCAUUUAUUUCCUUCUUCAUUUGUUAACUGUAAGUUUGGAAACAGUUUGUAAAUGGUUUUAUCUACGAAUGUGGCGGGAAGAAGUGUUGGUAGUGGAACCAGGCUGCCUGGCUGAAAGAUGGGUGCAAUGCACAUCCUUGACUGCUAUCACAACUUUGGUAAAGGAAUGGAAGAAUCAUUUAAAAUCUUGGAUUUUUCCUUCUAUUCUGUAUUAUGUUCCUGCUGGGAGACCACAGUCCCUGCUUGGUGACAGAGAGAAAAUACUUCAUUUUCAUGUUCUCAUUCUCUUAUCCCUAGAUGCCUGUGACCCUCCGCAGUACAACUCUAUGAGGCCAACUGUUGUUAAAUCCAGUUAUGAUCCUGGGGAAAAUAUACAAUUUCAGUGUCGCCCAGGAUACAAGCGUAUUAUACCUCUUCUUCCCAUAUCUUCUGUUUGUUACCCUAAUAACACAUGGACACCUCUCCAAGAGGCUUGUACAAAAAAAUCAUGUCAACAUCCAGGAGAUCCCAUAAAUGGCCAUAUGGUCAGCGUAAAUGGAAGUUUUCUCUUUGGAUCACAGGUUCACUAUGCUUGUAAUGAGGGUUAUCGAUUAUUUGGGGCAAAAGUUAUUUAUUGUGAACUUUCUAGUAUCGACGAUAAUACAGUGACUUGGAGUCAUAAUCCCCCUCUAUGUACUAGGAUAUUGUGUCUACCACCCCCAAAAAUAGCAAAUGGGAAAUAUACCAAUAGUGGCAAGGAAGAAUACGAAUAUAAUGAAGUGGUAACUUACAGUUGUGAUCAAUCAAAUGGACCAGAUGCAUAUUCACUUAUUGGAGAGAGCAGACUUGUUUGUACCGGAAAUGGUGAAUGGAGUGAUAACCCUCCGCAGUGUAAAGUGGUCAUAUGUCCACAUCCUGAACCCGCCAAUGGAAGACUGACGUCAGGAUUUGGAAGAAAAUUUACCUACAAAGCAACAGUUAUGUUUACGUGCUCAGAGGGUUAUUACUAUAAUGGAACCAACAUAGCAGUCUGUGGCAGUAACAGCACUUGGGAGCCUGCAGCCCCAAUGUGUUACAAAGCGUCAACUCCUCCCAGUACAAAACCUCCAAUUCCGAGUGUCUCAGAAUCCAAGCCUCCUCUUAUGACUACGACUCCGGGUUCAAGCCAUCCAGAUUCAGAUCAUCCAGGAGCUCCCACUACACCACCAUCUGGAGACGUUAAUACUUUAGGCAAAGGAAUCAUUGCUGUGAUUGUCAUUGUUGUUCGUAAGUAGCCCAAACUUGAUGUUACUUAAAUAAAAAUAAUACUGUGAGCAAGUGCAUUUUUUAAUGUAUGCAGUUAAGUUGUUUUUAAUUUAACUUUCCAAUUUCUAUAGUUUUUAUAGCUUGAAGUGAAGUACACCAGUCUAGAACGGUCUGACUUUGUAUAUAAUACACUAUGUUUUGUUGGUGAAUGUAUAUUCUUUUAUAUUCCACUUGUCCACUUAGUAACAAACCUAAAUACUCCAUGUGUUUUCAGGGUGAUGAGUCAUGACUCUGUGUCCCAAAUAUGCUUUGGGUACUUUUCUAAACUAAGC
Panthera uncia (snow leopard) is the source of this 2142-nucleotide messenger RNA. It is a transcript of the gene CD46, whose product is annotated as CD46 molecule. The transcript is spliced from 15 exons. Gene Ontology annotation, biological process: negative regulation of complement activation, classical pathway. The coding region runs from base 1 to 1839 and encodes 612 amino acids. The record is from RefSeq and is a predicted model, not a curated record. Lineage: Eukaryota; Metazoa; Chordata; Mammalia; Carnivora; Felidae.